AAAUUUCGAUGAAUCUUUGAUACCAUUUCGUGAUCACAUAAUAUUUGGGCAAUAUUUAAAACAAAGGUGCCACAAAUAUGGUAUUCAAUUAAUAAAUAAAUUAAUUAAUUAAGUCGUGCUGUGGAUCUGGGUACAUGUAUGCUUUUCGCGUAUAUGCAGGGAAACGAUUAGAAAAAGAAAAUACGACUAAUGUUAUAAUGUCUUUUUGUAGAGAUAUAUUCAAUAAGGAACACAAAAGGACACACACGUUGUGUUGGAUUCCGGAUGGUGGAAAUUAGACAACACGCGUUGAAAAGUUAGAAGUUUUAUUUGUAACGAGUAACUGCACGAUAGUACCGACUGCAGAAUAUUUAUUUUAACAUUAUAUAUAUUAUAUCAUAACAUUCUGUGAUACCUGCAAAGAGCAAUCAUUUUUCUGUACAUCGUGUUUUAAUAAUAUUCAUAAUUUCAAAAUUUCUUAUUUAUAAUUCCACUUCUUUUUUUCUUUUGUACGUAUCGAAUUUAUCAGCGAUUAUGUUUACGUAAUGCAUAUGAUAAAAGAGAUGUAAUAUCUGACGGAAUCCAUAUUGUCCUACUGAUAUUCAGGGAAACGUUGCAUAAAACUAUUUCAUUAGAAACAACCUAACCCAUUGUUAAAAAAAAUUGAAAAUUCAGACGAUCUUCACAUAAGCGAUGGAGAUUGUGAUAACAGAAGUGGAAGUGAAAGAUGUAAGGUUCCCAACAUCGUUAUUAGCUGACGGAAGUGAUGCUAUGCACACUGAUCCUGAUUAUUCUUGCGCGUACGUUGUGAUCAAGACUAACAAAGGAAUCGAAGGAUAUGGAUUAACAUUUACUUUGGGUAGAGGCACAGAAAUUGUCGUACAAGCUUGCAAAUCAAUGUCGUAUUUAGUGAAAGGACAAAAUGUCAAUGAAAUUUUUACACACUUUGGAUCUUUUUGGAGAAAACUAACGAGCGAAUCGCAAUUAAGAUGGAUCGGACCAGAAAAAGGCGUUAUUCACCUCGCUACGGCUGCUAUAAUAAAUGCAUUGUGGGAUCUGUGGGCUAGAAUAGAAAAUAAACCUGUUUGGAAAUUACUUACGGAUUUGUCCCCUGAACAAUUAGUCUCUACGAUUGAUUUCAGAUACAUUACCGAUGUUAUUACGAAAGAAGAAGCAGUGAAAUUACUGAAAGAGAAUCAAAAAGGAAAAGAAGAACGCGAAGAAAUGCUACGAAAAAAUGGAUACCCGGCGUACACAACGCAAGUGGGAUGGCUUGGAUAUAACGAUGCUAAAGUUAAAGAGCUUUGUAAUAAAUUUUUAGCUCUUGGCUUUACAUCUUUCAAGGUAAAAGUUGGUCAAAAUAUAACAGACGACGUAAGAAGAUGCCGAUUGGUACGCGACGCGAUAGGACACGAAAAUAAAUUGAUGCUAGAUGCUAAUCAAAUAUGGGAUAUCAACGAGUCGAUCGAGUGGAUGAAACAAUUGGUAAAAUUCAAACCAAUUUGGAUUGAAGAACCAACGUCUCCUGAUGAUAUAUUAGGGCAUGCGAAAAUCGCAAACGAAUUAAGACCGUAUGGCAUCGGUGUCGCCACCGGUGAAAUGUGCGCUAAUCGCGUGAUGUUUAAGCAAUUAUUACAAGCGAGAGCGAUCGAUUAUUGUCAAAUUGAUUCGGCUAGAAUAGGAGGAAUCAAUGAAAUAUUAGCUGUUUAUUUGAUGGCAAAAAAGAUGGGUGUUCCAGUGUGUCCACAUGCUGGAGGUGUAGGUUUAUGCGAAAUGGUUCAGCAUCUCCAGAUGUGGGAUUUUAUAUGCUUGAGUGCAUCUACCGAAAACCGUGUGAUAGAAUACGUCGAUCAACAACACGAGCACUUUGAACAUCCUGUAUGUGUUCAAAAUGCUUCGUAUAUGCCACCCAUGAGUCCAGGCUAUUCAACCAAACUUAAUGAAGAAUGUAUUAAGAACUAUUCAUAUCCAAAUGGGGCAAAAUGGAAGGACAUGUACGAACAGGGGCUUUUCUACAAAUCAUUGAAUUAGAAUAAAUACAAAAAUUGAUGUCAACUUAAAUGUGUAUAGUAAGCUAUAUUUUAAUAUAAAUGAAUUGAAAUGGGCAUCAGCACUUUAAAUACUUAAUAAAAUAAACUGAUUUAUUAUUCUUA
Messenger RNA from Bombus impatiens (common eastern bumble bee), 2132 nucleotides. RefSeq names its product mitochondrial enolase superfamily member 1. NCBI's taxonomy places the organism in Eukaryota, Metazoa, Arthropoda, Insecta, Hymenoptera, Apidae. The record is from RefSeq and is a predicted model, not a curated record. The transcript is spliced from 6 exons. Gene Ontology annotation, biological process: carbohydrate catabolic process. The coding region runs from base 673 to 2010 and encodes 445 amino acids. Gene Ontology annotation, molecular function: L-fuconate dehydratase activity; magnesium ion binding.